CGUCUCUCAGAGCAUUUUCACAUCACUCCACUACAUCUCGGGAGAAACUCCGCCCACGAAACAGUUAACCCAGAGUAUUCAAUCCCUCAGGUGAUACAUCCGCGAUGUACGCCGCCCACCAAUUCUCUGCCCUCGCCGCCGAGCCCACCACCCUCCGCGAAGAGGCCUCCCUCCCACUCUCCCACUCCCAGCCGCACCCACAGCCCUAUCCCGCCCUCUACACUUCGAACGGUGCGCAGCAUGGAUAUCCCUCCCAGCAGGCCUACCCCCAACAGCAACAUCAGCAGCAGACACUCCAUACAGGCAUGGCAGCAGCUUCCCCAUCGCCCUACGAUCGCAAAGUAGAGAAAGUCGAGGGGGGAGGUUAUGGAGGGUACGCUGGUGUUUACCCAGGCGCGGGACCGAUGCAAUACAACGCCGCAACCAAGAACAGACAGUACGCCGCGCCAGCAGCGGACGCUUGGUCGGCCCAGCCGUCUAGUUUCAAUCUUGACAUGAGUGGGAUGGGGCAGACCUCGGGGAUGAAUCCAGGGUAUGCGCCGUUUCAAUCAUCCCAGCAGCAGGCGCAGCAGCAGGUCGGCGGUCUAAGCGGUGGAUGGAGCGCACCCCAGCAGCAGCAGCAGCAGGCAAACGCAGCAGCCCCACCCCGCUUACGCCGCAACUCAUCCCGCCUCCCUGUCGGCCAGAUCGCGUGGGGCGGCCCGCCGGCACCGUUGGCUGGAACCACCCCGACGGCGCCCAUGUCGCGAGGGUAUUCCUAUGCUCAACAUCAGCAGCAGCAGCAGCCACUACAACAACAGCAACAACAGCACAUCCCACCUCCACCCACCCAAACGUCCCAACAACAAUCAUCCCACUCCCUCUCCUUGUCCACCCCACCACAGCAAACUUUCCCCAAUGUACAACGCGCCGCAUCCUUCGCGCACAUCUCACCCCGUAAAGACUCAUUGUAUCAACAGCAACCGGGGGCGUUGACGCACGCGCAGUCGUUCAUUGAGCCUCGGCAACUGCAACAGCAGCAACAACAACAGCAGCAGCAGUAUGGCCAGCAGUGGGCGUCGACGACGAUGCGGCCAGCGCCAGUGAGUGUGAAUUCGGGGACGUAUCGGUAUUAUCUGGGGGAGGAUGAUGGGCCGCAGGCUGGAACCCAAGGCCUCGCGGCCACCAUCCUGUCCAAAGUUGAUUCGUUCGGGUCCAAGCUCGCUGACGCUUUUGGGUUGACGGCACCUGCGAAUGAGCAGUACGGUGGGAGUAGCGGGUAUAACAACCAACCCAACCGACCCACGUACAACAACACGUCCCGCGGCCCGACCUACCAGCCACCCAACCCGGCGGGCAUGGCGCCGUACGGCCGAAGCAGGUCGGAUAUUUACCCGACGCAUGAUCCGACUGCGUUGGUGUGAGAUUGGAUGUGUACGUUUGGAAGUUUUUGCUUGCAUUUUGGUUUUUUGGUCUCCCAAAUCCCCACACC
Fimicolochytrium jonesii is the source of this 1471-nucleotide messenger RNA. RefSeq lists its product as uncharacterized. The transcript is spliced from 3 exons. Lineage: Eukaryota; Fungi; Chytridiomycota; Chytridiomycetes; Spizellomycetales; Powellomycetaceae. The record is from RefSeq and is a predicted model, not a curated record. The coding region runs from base 105 to 1403 and encodes 432 amino acids.